Molecule: messenger RNA, 525 nt
Organism: Phytophthora nicotianae INRA-310
Lineage: Eukaryota; Oomycota; Peronosporomycetes; Peronosporales; Peronosporaceae
Exons: 1
Coding region: 1-525 (174 amino acids)
Source: RefSeq, a predicted model, not a curated record
AUGAUCGCGACAUCUUCGAGCCGAACGUCAAAUUCGCAGUCCAAUAUCACCUGGGUGAUCUCGAGGUCACCGAGGAUGACAGACACGUCGGCAUCAGUCAGCACGUCAGUCGGUGCCGCGCCGUCGAGCUCGAAGCAGAAAUCCAAAUCGACAUCAACGUUGUUGAUCCUGAUGUCGCUAUUGGUAUCGCUAUCGUUGCUGCUGACAUCGACUGGCGAGAUGACGGCGUCCCAAUCCAACUCCUCCAGCUCAACAGAAUCCAGUGCGUCGAGCAGCACCAGAUCGUCCUUGUUGCUGCAGAUGUCUUCCAGCAGCCAGAGCGGAUCGACACACGACGCGACGGUGACGUCCGACAGCUCGUCGACGACACACACAUCGCGCGGGGACAUCUUGUACUUCUUCGUCGAGGUUGAGUACUGGGUGGUCGUGGUAUCCAGAAGACUCCGAGGUCGCUUCAUCGACGGCGUUUCCUUCACCGGUGUGGUUGUCGUUGUUGUCACAGCCUUCUGCUUGAGCUUCAUCUGA